Molecule: messenger RNA, 3324 nt
Organism: Aspergillus versicolor CBS 583.65
Lineage: Eukaryota; Fungi; Ascomycota; Eurotiomycetes; Eurotiales; Aspergillaceae
Gene: nrps11
Product: nonribosomal peptide synthetase fmqC
Exons: 1
Coding region: 1-3324 (1107 amino acids)
Biological process (GO): secondary metabolite biosynthetic process; amino acid activation for nonribosomal peptide biosynthetic process
Cellular component (GO): cytoplasm
Molecular function (GO): phosphopantetheine binding; catalytic activity
Source: RefSeq, a predicted model, not a curated record
AUGGAGACCACGAGCCCAACCGCCGUCGACUGUCAGCUGCAAAAGGCUGGUGCAUUUGUUCUAAACGCUGAAGUUGAUACUGGGGAUGAGCCAUAUCUAGACCUGGCGAGCUAUAUUCCAAAGAAAGCCCUCCAAAAUACCAGGCGAGAUCCAGUCCACUCAUGCGUUAACGAAAUCUAUGAAGCGCAAUUUCAAGCCCGUCCAGAUGCGCCUGCGGUUUGUGCCUGUGAUGGCAGCUUGACAUACCGUGAGCUAAACAACUGUUCUGCUGUCCUAGCGAACAAACUCCGUCGGCAGGGCGUGAAGGCUGAGGGUUUGGUUGCCCUUCUUUUCGAGAAAUCGAAACUCAUGGCCGUUGCCAUGCAUGCUGUAAUCAAGGCUGGGGGUGCCUUCAUGAUGUGGGAUCCAUCCUUUCCUGUGGCACGCCUCCGGGGGAUGUUUGGCGAAUCGGGGGCGCACCUGGUACUGGCCUCUGCAGGAAACUCCCAGAUGGCGUCUGAGAUAAGUGACAACGUCAUUGUAGUAGACGAGAUCCAUCCCCUAGAUACGGCUCCAUUGGAUCCCGGCAACCGGCCAGAGAACGCCCUGUACUCCGUCUACACCUCUGGAUCGACAGGCAAGCCGAAAGGCUUCCUGAUCGAACACAAAGCAGUCUGCACCUGCGCCUUGGCCCUUGGGAGUGAGAUGGGAAUUACGGAGAACUCUCGCUUUCUUCAGUUUUCUUCCAACUCAUUUGACCUUGCGGCGUUCGAGCACCUUCUUCCGUUUCUUUUCGGCGCUUGUCUCUGUAUCCCAUCUGAGAGCGAGAGAAAGAGUGACCUAAACCGCGCCCUGGACAGUUAUGGGAUUACGCACGCAAUACUGACUCCUUCGGUUAGCCGAUUAAUUGAUCCUAAGCAACUCACAGCCUUGCGGACGCUGUUACUAGGUGGGGAGGCGUCUACCCAGGAGGAUGUCCGACGUUGGACUCCUUAUGUGCAGCUUCUCAACGGCUAUAGUCCCGCAGAAGCCGGAUGUCUCAAUGUCGUCAACCCGGGUGCAACGCAGGCCAGUCCGAAUAAUAUUGGCUUUCCUCUCACGAUCACUCCCUGGGUGGUGGACCCCGAGAAUCAUAAUCGAUUGAUGCGUGCCGGGGACGUAGGCGAGCUGGUGAUACAGGGACACACACUGGCACGAGGCUACUUCGGACCACCUGAACGAAGUGCAGCGGCGUUCAUUGACACUCCUACCUGGGCGCGGAAGCUGGCCUGUGAAUCUUACGGAAGAAUGUACAAGACGGGGGAUCUUGUAAGGUUUGAUGUUGAAGACGGUUCUUUGCAUUACGUCGGCCGCAAAGAUCUGCAGGUCAAAGUUCGUGGCCAGCGACUCGAGCUCGCGGAGGUCGAAUUUGCGUUGCAACAAUGCUUCCCCUCGCCGCAUUCCGUCCUGGCCGAGGUGAUUGUUACGGACGGCAGAGAGCCGUCCUUGCUGGGGUUCGUUUGUAGGCAAGGCCAACGCCAGCUGAUGCCAAUUGCACCCCAGAGCGAUGAGCGCGGUCUGUUCCUUGUGCCGGAUUCUAAGUUCUGUGCGGAGGCUCAGGUGGCGCUGACAGCUAUGGGGAAUACACUGCCGUCCUAUAUGGUUCCAUCUGACCUUCUCCUGAUCUCUCAUUUGCCUAUGCUACCGUCUGGGAAAACAGAUCGUGGGAGUCUUCGCACGCUUGCGGCCGGUCUGAAUCCGGCCGAAAGGAGAGGGUAUAGCAGCGUGUUGAGACAGCACCGCGACGAACCCAGAGACGAACUGGAGCACUUAUUACUAGUACUCUGGGCCACCUCUCUCAGCCUUGCUGCCACGCAGGUUGGAGUCAAGGACAAUUUUUUUCACCUAGGCGGCAGCUCGCUGGAUGCUAUUCACCUAGCAGCUGGGAUACGCAAAAUGGGGUUUUCCGAGCUGUCCUCAGCUAUUGUGUUCAACAACCCCACCAUCCGGGAGAUGGCAGAUACGUUAAAGGUUAUAAAAGCAUCGAGCCAGCCCCAGAACACUUCACCAUUGGCGUCCUUCGAGCUGGACUCCUUGUUGGCGGCCGAGCUCUUGCGCAAAGUGGGGAUCUCGCCCGAUGAUCUGGAAUGUGGGUUUUUGCCCGUCACUCCGUUCCAAAGAAAAAGUUGCCUGCUGAAGCCCAUGCACCUGACGAUAGAUAUCUCGGGCAUAGAUCACGCUCGACUAGAGGCUGCUUGGACUAUCGUGCAACAGAACCAUAUCAGCCUCCGGUCUAUCUAUGUGAUGCAAAAUGGAGAUAUAUACCAAGCUUUUCUCCGUAGGCCAGGGUCAGCCUCUAUACCCAUUUUCAGGUGCGAGGAGCGAGUUGGUGACUAUGCCGCAAGGUUCUGCGAUCACGAUACUAGGAAUAUCCUGGAUGGGCGCCCCUGGUGGAGUUUGAGCAGAGUCGAUAGCCACACGGAGAGCAGUCUGGUUCUCCGAACUACCCACGCUCAAAUCGAUGCGAUGACUCUUGAUGCCAUCUUCAAAGACUUCAUGGCAGUAUUUGAGGGCCAGGAACUAUCCCAGAGAGGGUUGGAAUUCCCUAGAUACAUGCAAUCACGUCUAACGCACAACACAUCCACUGCAGCCACCGCCUUCUGGUCAAAGUUUCUUGAUGGCUCGGAAAUUACUAGGCCAAUUCUCCUGGACCCGUCCUUGGUGGUGGAUCCGGAGUCUGAAUCAAUGGUAUUUGUGUCCAGGGAGAUGACAGCCAUGACCCCGCCGGCUGGCAUCACGCUGGCAGCGGUAUUCCGCGCCGCCUGGGCAUUCGUCCUAUCCCAGUAUACUAAAGAGGACGACGUUGUCUUUGGCGAGUUUGUGGAGGGUCGGAGCCUCCCGAUAAGUGAUGUGGAUAAAGUCACAGGGUGUACGGCGGCGGAGGCUCCAAUGCGUAUCACCAUUCCCUCUGGUGCAUCUGUUCUUGACCUUCUCCAUCAUUCCCAGAAGCAACAUGUUUCACGUAUCCCAUACGAAACAUGCGAAUUGGAAGAUAUCAUUCCACGCUGCACGUCGUGGCCAAUUGACACGGCCUUCAGCCAUAUUCUGAUCCUAGAGAAUGUGGAUGUUGUUCCCCCGGUGGUCCUAGAUGGGCAGCUCCGCAAACACAGGUGGGCUUUUCACGGACGACUCGAGGACGUGCAUGUCCAGUUGUUUCCUGGCCAUGAGAAAUUACAGGUCGGAAUUUCUGGUCCAGCUAUCCGCCUAUCCGAAAGCAUCGCCACCCUGCUUGUUGACAAGCUGGAAGCUGCAUUCAGGGACUUCAUCACCCGGCCAGAAGCUCCCCUGUCGGACAUAGCAAGUUAA